GGGGGUGUAUAUAGAACCACGCAUCCUGGACGGUUCGCGUUGGCGUCAAAUCAAGAAAGAGCAUCAGAGAGGGGCGGCAAACGGUCAGCUCGCCGAAAGCUAUGCUUUUUCCCAGUUGAGUUCGGACUCGGACCUUUGGUUCGAGUUACCGUUAAGUCACCCACGGCCGUCCAUUCAGAUGAGGUCUCGCCGAUUAAGGGUGGACGAUCAAAGUAGGACUACGUAAUAAGAGGGCGUCGGCCGAACGCCAUGGCUGGAUAACUCAUCGAACUCGUCCGAGAGUGAAGGGGGCGGGAUGGAGGCUCUGAGGGCCACGUACGGCUCCGACUCGGAGUCGGAUGAUGAGUCGUCUCCUCCAAGAAGCAGCGGUUACGCAGAUUCCCGCCAAAUUUCGAAUCCAAAGGGAUCGGAGGGAUUGCCGCCGCCUCCGCCUCUCGAUCUCCUCCAACCCCCAAAUUUUCUAGAUGUUUCAUCUACUACUAAAGGAAGCCGCAUUAGAAGCUUCCCACAUGUUGAAGGAAACUAUGCUCUGCAUGUCUAUGUUCCAGUUUCUAUACCAUCUACAACAAGAAAGCAACUAGCAUAUUUUGUGAAAAUAAUAGAAUCUCAUGUACCUGGCCUCUAUGCUGCUGAUGUUGACUAUGCACUAAGUGAAUUAUGCAAAGAUGAUCAGAAGCUUGAACAAAUACUCUUAGGAAGAGAAUUUCACAUUAGCUUGGGAAGAACUGUUCCAAUUCAAGUACAUCAGAUCGACUCCAUUGUGGCAAUGCUUCGUGAGAAUUUCAAAUCUCAGAGACGAUAUUGGAUAGAGUUCAAUAAAUGGGAGGUUUUUGUUAAUGAUGACCGGACACGUACCUUUCUUUCGCUGGAAGUCUUAAGGGGAGGUCUACCAGAGAUAACUAAGCAGAUUCACAUCAUCGAUGAUAUAUAUAGACUGCAUGGUCUUCCUGAAUUUUAUAAGAAUCCACGGCCCCAUAUAUCAUUGGUGUGGGCAUUAGGUGAUAUCAGCAACAGGCUAAAACAGGCAGUUGAAGAGUUUGAUAGAUCCCGCGGCAAUUCUAAUUCCUUGCAGAAAGACAUCUUUAUGUGCAAGUUUACCGGCAUUGAAUGUAGAAUUGGUAAAAAGACCUAUAACAUUUGAAUGGUUGUUUUGCUCAGUGAUAAUUGCUGAAGGAAGAAUUUGCAAUUUCUCCAUAUUGCUACAUAUGGAGGGAAGAGUUAAAACCUACUGUACCUCCAGCCAGCGGCUAUGUAUAGAGCAUAUGAUUGGGAUCAAUGAGAAGUCACCAUCUAGAAGACCUUAUGUGCCAUAGGUUUUUGCUUGGUGAGGGCAUGGUGAUAAUUUCUUGCAUAGCCCUGUUUGGGAAGAACUUGCUGGAUCUGGCAUAGAGCCGAUUAUGGGUUUGGCCUCGAGCCUAAACUCUAUUCUUUUUUAAUCAGGCUUUGGGCCGGACUCAUGUAAAAUUUGACAUUUCUAUACCCAACUCCGACCCA
This is a messenger RNA of Phoenix dactylifera (date palm), 1494 nucleotides long. Its product is annotated as U6 snRNA phosphodiesterase-like protein. The record is from RefSeq and is a predicted model, not a curated record. Gene Ontology annotation, biological process: U6 snRNA 3'-end processing. Lineage: Eukaryota; Viridiplantae; Streptophyta; Magnoliopsida; Arecales; Arecaceae. Gene Ontology annotation, molecular function: 3'-5'-RNA exonuclease activity. Gene Ontology annotation, cellular component: nucleus.